AUGCCGAUUCGAACAUAUUUAUUUAAUCGAUUUAAUGAUAAAAAAUUUCGACUCAAUGGUAUCAGCCUAUCAAGCCGAUUACCAGAGAAAGAAAACUUACGACAGUCUUUUUCUGAUCAUGUCCUAUAUAGUAAUGAUCAACUUCCACCAAAAGUUGACCUUGGACCUUAUAUGACAACUGUUGAAGACCAAUCUAAAAUUGGUAGUUGUACAGCUAAUUCACUUGCGGGAGCUUAUGAAUAUUUGUUAAAAAAAAGGAAUGAGUCGAAUAUUGAUGUGAGUCGUUUAUUUAUUUAUUACAAUGGACGUGCUAAGAAAGAUCAGACGGCUGCGAUAACUGAUAAAGGCUGUUCAAUGACCAAUGCUAUUGAAGCAUUAGAAGAAUUUGGUACUUGUUUUGAAUCACUUUGGCCUUAUGAUAUAUCAUCUGUUAAUGUACGACCUCCUGAUGAAGCCUAUGAACAAGCUAAAGAUCAUCAAAUAACUUCUGCAUUUAAAAUAAAUAUUGAUUUACAUGAAAUGAAAUCAUGUCUGGCGCAAGGUUUUCCAUUUGCAUUUGGUUUACGAUUGUAUAAAUCGUUUGAUAAAGCAGGUAAAACUGGUUUUGUACCAAUGCCAAAUCAAGAUGAACAAAGUCGAAGUGAACAUGGCAGACAUGCAUUGUUAGCUGUCGGUUAUAGUGACCAAUCAAGAGUAUUUAUUGUUCGAAAUUCAUGGGGAGAUGAUUGGGGUGAUCAAGGAUAUUGUUAUAUUCCAUAUGAUUAUUUAGCAAAUCCAGAUUUAUGUUUUGAUGUAUGGACCAUUCAUCAAGUAGAAAAUGAUGAUAUGGGUCAGGAACAUUGGGAUAAUGAUGACUAUGUUGAUUAUCGAUGGAGAGCAGCAGAAAACAAUGAUGAUAAUGAUGAUUAUCAUGAAAUUCAAGAUAUCGAUGAAGACGAAGGAAAUGAGUUAACUGACACUAGUAGUGCAUCAGACAGUAAUGCCGAAGAUUAA
Molecule: messenger RNA, 993 nt
Organism: Rotaria sp. Silwood2
Lineage: Eukaryota; Metazoa; Rotifera; Eurotatoria; Philodinida; Philodinidae
Source: the annotation of a GenBank genome assembly